AUGCUCAAACUCAAUGUGGACGCAGCCAUUGAUCAGAACAGGAACAAGAUGGGCUUCGGCUUUGUUAUUCAUGACUCUAUGGGAUGCUUCAUUACUGCGAGGUGUCUACCCUGGAGAGCUGCCUUCAAUCCACCUAAACCAGAAGUAAUGGGCAUCCGCAAAGCACUGAAAUGGAUUAGAGACCUCGGCAUCGACAACCUCCAGCUAGAGAGCGAUUGCCAGCAAGCCAUUCUUGGCAUUUUUCACUCUUAUGAUUCUGUCUCAUAUUUUGAUAUUCUCCUAGAUGAUGUUAGAUACAUAGCUUCUAGUUUCGUUAACUUAAGCUUUUUGUUUGCUAAACGGUCUACGAACAGGGUUGCCCAUUGUUUAGCCCGAGAAUCCUUGUCUAUGUCUAAUCGUAUUGACUGUUUUACUCAUCCUUUUCCUUCCAUUGCUCAUGUUUUGAGCUUGGAUUCUACUUAA
Messenger RNA from Ipomoea triloba (trilobed morning glory), 462 nucleotides. RefSeq lists its product as uncharacterized. Gene Ontology annotation, molecular function: nucleic acid binding; RNA-DNA hybrid ribonuclease activity. The record is from RefSeq and is a predicted model, not a curated record. NCBI's taxonomy places the organism in Eukaryota, Viridiplantae, Streptophyta, Magnoliopsida, Solanales, Convolvulaceae. The transcript has a single exon. The coding region runs from base 1 to 462 and encodes 153 amino acids.